This is a messenger RNA of Anas platyrhynchos (mallard), 3354 nucleotides long. NCBI's taxonomy places the organism in Eukaryota, Metazoa, Chordata, Aves, Anseriformes, Anatidae. The record is from RefSeq and is a predicted model, not a curated record.
GGGCGGCCAUAAAUCACGGCGGGCAGAGCCCCCGCCCCGCCCCGGGGCUGCCUGCCGGCCGGCCGGGGGGGGCGGUGGUUGUGGGGUGGGGUGGUGGGGAGGGGGGGGGGGCCAGGCAGAGCCCCCGCCGUUCCCACCGCCCCCGGCCCCGGCGCCUCGCAGAUGUGGCGGAGCCGCCCGCUGGCCCCACGGCGGGGGGGGGCCCUGCGCCGAGCCCCGCGCUGAGCCGCCCGCAGCCCCCUGCCCGCCGCCGCCAUGCAUUCGCUGGACGAGCCGCUGGACCUGAAGCUGAGCAUCUCCAAGCUGCGGGCUGCCCGGGACAAACGGGAACGGGGGGGCCCCCCCCGGCCCCCGACCCCGCGGCCCCAGCCGGGGUUCGGCACGGGGGGGGCGCCGGGCAGGACCGACCCCAGCCUCCUGGCACACUCCAAGCUGCUGGAGAAAAGGGACGGGCGCUUCCCCCCCCUGCCCGUCAUGGACCUGAGCCUCUCGCCCCCCCCCGGCGGGGAGUCCCCGGGGGGCAGCGCCCCGCUGUCCCCCGAGCGGCCGGGGGCGAGCGACCUGCCCCUGCCCACCGCCCCCCACGAUUUCCAGUCCCUGCGCUACAUCGAUGGCAUCCCCAGCUCCUUCCAGUUCUUCCUGCCGCUCGGCGCCGGGGGGGCCCUGCACCUGCCCUCCUCCGCCUUCCUGCCCCCCCCCAAGGACAAGCGCCUCUCCCCGGAGCUGCCCCUGCCCAAACAGCUCGUCUGCCGCUGGUCCAAGUGCAACCAGUUCUUUGACCUCCUGCAAGACCUCGUGGACCACGUCAACGACUUCCACGUCAAGCCCGAGAAGGACGCGGGGUACUGCUGCCACUGGGAGGGCUGCGCCCGCCACGGCCGGGGCUUCAACGCCAGGUACAAGAUGCUGAUCCACAUCCGGACGCACACCAACGAGAAGCCGCAUCGCUGCCCCACCUGCAACAAGAGCUUCUCCCGCCUGGAGAACCUGAAGAUCCACAACCGCUCGCACACAGGCGAGAAGCCCUACAUCUGCCCCUACGAAGGCUGCAACAAGCGCUACUCCAACUCCAGCGACCGCUUCAAGCACACCCGCACCCACUACGUGGAGAAGCCCUACUACUGCAAGAUGCCGGGCUGCCACAAGCGCUACACGGACCCCAGCUCGCUCCGCAAGCACAUCAAAGCCCACGGCCACUUCGUGUCCCACGAGCACCAGGAGAUGCUCAAGGGCCAUCCGCCCCCCAAGACCCCCCUGGGCUCGGCGGACGUGCCCUACGUCAACGGGGCGCAGCUCGUCAUCCCCAACCCCGCCGCCCUCUUUCGCCCCCCAGGGUUGCCGGGGCUGCCCAUCCCGCUGGCACCGGCCCCCCUCGACCUGAGCGCUCUGGGCUGCGGGGCGGGGGGCUCUGGGGGCUGCCCUGCCCUGCCCGGCCCCGCUCUGCCCCUCAACGGCGGCCCCUUGAACUUGGCCAAGAGCCCGCUGCUGUCCUCGCCCUUCGCGGCCGGGGGCCUGGGGCUGCCCGUCAUGUCGCUGCUGGCCGGCGGGGCCAAGGUGGAGGCUGAGAAGGCGGCGGGGGGCAAGGGGGAGCAGGGGCCGGAGAGCCGCAAGCCGGGCGGCGAAAGGACGGAGCUGGGGCGCCUGCGGGCCCCCCCCGAGAGCCUGGCGCUGCUGCCGGGGGCCGUGCUCGACCUCUCGGCUGGUAUCGGGGCAGCGGGCAGCCCCCCCGAGGCGCUGCCCCCCGGCUGGGUCGUCAUCCCCCCCGGCUCCUUGCUGCUCAAGCCGGCCGUGGUGAAUUGAGGGGCUCGGCCCCGCUCCCGGAAUCGGGGCGGGGGGGACACGCGCCGAGACCCCCGGCGCUGCCUCCGCCGGCAGCGGGCCUGCGCACGAUUUUAACCUUCACGAAAGAAGAUGGGACUCUUCUGAGAAUAGCAAUAAUCCCUCGGCGCACGCAGCCGGCCGCGACCCCCUGCUGCUGCCCGGCCUGAGCCCCACGGCCCCACGGGGUGGGCCUGGGGGGGGGCCCUGCUCCGUGCCCAGCCCCGGCCUCGGCAGCUGGAGACGCCGCUAUUUAUUUAUCGACCAGACCCCUGCUCCGACGGGGCCCCUCUUGGGCUCUUCUGCUGUCGCUGACUUGGCGUCUCCCUGCCCGGGGCUGCUGUGUGGACAGCAGGGUGGCAGCUCGGGGGGCUGCUCCUGGGUGCCCGUCCCCAAAACGCCCGCUCCUCGGCUGGGCCACCCCGCGCCGCCUCCCCGGCCCUCCCCGUGACAAGGCACACGGCCGCGUGUGCCGCUCGCCGCGCCGGCUCCGCACCGGGGCAGAGCCACCUGCGUUUAGCUAUGUUCAUACCUAACCGUGUAACGAAGCGCAUGCAGGCAGCGCGGGCAGGGCUGCGGGCAGCUGCCAGCGGCACCUUGGCACCGUGCGGCUCGGUGCUGCGUGGCUCGGUGCCGUGCCGGCUCCCUGGGGCCCCAACGGGGCGGUGUUUUCUCCUGGCACAGCCGGGGCACCCUGCCUGGCAGGAGACCCACAGGGUGUCCUGCCAUGGGGUAUGCCAGCCCCAUGCCGUGGGGCAGCGCCGGUGCACCAGGCGUCGUGGCUAAAAUAGAGAUUUUGGGCAGCCCCGGCAUGGCUGGGCAGACAGGGCACCCGCUCAGCUCUGCCAGCAGCACCACGAGGCAGGAGCCUCGGGGAUGGGGACCCCACGGAGGUGCCCUGAGGCCCCUUGAGCUCCAUCCCUGCUCCCCCAGCCCCGACCCUCCCUCUCUGAGGGACCGCUCGCACUCACCCGGGGCCACGACCCCCCCCAGCACGGGGGCCAGCUCUCCCUGACCGCUCCCAUGGCACUGGUGCCUCUCUCGCCCCGGUGCGCACAGGGGGGUCCUGCGUACCUCGCCCCGCCCCGGGCAGGACCCCUGCCCACGGCUUUCUCCGAACCGGGGGUCUCCCUGACCCUGACCCAGCUGCAAGGAGCCCCCCCAAAGGCCCAGGCUCGGGGAGGGUCGGGUCCCCCGGCCGCACGCCCACGGGGAGCCGGUCUCCCCGUGCUCACCGUCCUCGGGCCGGGGCGCGGCGGCCACCCGGCACUGCCACAGCAUGGCAUUCGGCCAUCGACCAGGCCUCCCCGGCCGGUGUACGUUUUUCUUGCUCGUUUGUUGGUUUGUUGUUGCACAUUCCAGGACAUCAGUAUUUUAACGGUCUCUAAGUGCCUUUCUAUUGUAGUUUCUGGGUUGUUUUUAUUUUCCUCCUGUUGGGCUCCAUCGCUGUUAGCAUAGAGUUUAAGGACUACAGAAGUAAGAGAUAAGCUAACGACUAUAACACUAUAUUCCUCCAUGGGAGAGGAAGUUUAUUAA